Molecule: messenger RNA, 519 nt
Organism: Haemonchus placei
Lineage: Eukaryota; Metazoa; Nematoda; Chromadorea; Rhabditida; Trichostrongylidae
Source: the annotation of a GenBank genome assembly
UUGCAGCUACAUUUGGUGCAUGCACGUGAAGGCCUCACACUGCAGGAAGCCAUAAAAAGACCAGAUGGCCUAGCGGUCGUCGGCGUUUUUCUCCUUAUCGGACAUGAUGGAGGCCCAUUGAGCUCUAUUUCAUCUGCAUUGGAGAGUGUCAUAUAUCCCGGAAAUCAAACAACCGUGCAAGGUUUUCGGGCUCGUCCGCUUCUUCCAGCCCGCACUGAUGCGUUUUACCGUUAUGAUGGAAGUCUCACCACUCCCAAUUGCGAUGAAGCUGUCAUUUGGACCGUUAUGGCAGAACCGAUCAGCAUAACGAGAGCACAGAUGAAAAUACUCCGCCAAAUCUACUCAGCGGAUAACACUCGCCACCUGCUAAACUUCCGACCUGUUCAACCGUUGAAUGGAAGAAGGAUACUAUACAGGCCCGCUUCAUUUGACAAAGCCUUGCUGUGCGGCAGUGGUGGUACACAAGGAUUUUCCAUUAUGACCGGUUUAUUGCUCGGACCUCUUUACUAUAUGCUAUGA